Messenger RNA from Plutella xylostella (diamondback moth), 1299 nucleotides. Its product is annotated as N(G),N(G)-dimethylarginine dimethylaminohydrolase 1. Lineage: Eukaryota; Metazoa; Arthropoda; Insecta; Lepidoptera; Plutellidae. Gene Ontology annotation, biological process: positive regulation of nitric oxide biosynthetic process; arginine metabolic process. Gene Ontology annotation, molecular function: dimethylargininase activity; amino acid binding. The record is from RefSeq and is a predicted model, not a curated record.
CAGCAAACAAAACAGAUGAAAACACAAAACAGCCAUUUAUAUAUUUUCUUUUUCUCUAUGAAAAUAGCACUGAAAACGGAAAAAGUGGUGUUUCUGAUUUGUUUUGAAAGUUCUGUUGUGAGAAAUCGAUUGAAAUUAUUUUAUCAUCCCCCGGUAGGCUCAAAAUCCUUGAGUUAAGUCCUACCAUAUUUAUUUGCUGGAAGAUUACAACCACAUUGAUUCCGAUACGGUCAGUAGACCCAACCAACUUACAAUCGUGUAUUCCUUACUUCCUGAAAAAAGGAUAUUUUGUAAUUUUAUUUAUUUCGAUAUGGAUUUCAAAAUGCAUGAGUAUACUCAUGCGAUUGUUGGGACGUUCAUGCCGGUGUUGCGAGUUGGGGAGGGCCCCGACUACAGUGACGCCAGGAGGCAACACGACUGUUAUUUGAGGCUCCUUCGGGAGCUGAACCUCGAUGUAGUUGAGUUGGAUCUGGGAGGAACAUUCCCCUCAAAUGUGGUCUUAGAAGACUUAGCAAUUGUCUGUCACGGCAUUGCUUUACUGACAAAACCGGCUUCAAAAGCUGAUGAGCAAAAAUCAAGAGUUAUUAAAGGAGCAUUACGGAAGCUAGGACAAACUAUCGUGGAAGUGACGGAUCCCGAGGCAAAAUUAAUUGGUUCAGACGUACUUUUUACAGGUAGCGAGUUUUUUGUCGGUAUCUGCGAGACCAGUAAUGAAGCUGGUGCUAGUGCUGUCGCCGAGGCGUUCCCGGAGUUCCCUUGCACACCUAUUAAGUUACCUAAAGAUGCACAACAUAUAAAAAAAUACAUUAGUAUUGCUGGUUCUAAUGACGUUGAGACAAUCCUCUGCAUUGGCGAAAGCAAAGAGGCGAAAGAACUGCUUAAGAAAAUGGAGAGGGAGGCAUCAUUCCCGUACAAGACCCUUACAGUACCCGAGGAUGAGGCAGCCAACUGCCUCUACUUGAACGGUACACUUGUACACCGCGCCAUUGAAGAAAUUCCAGACUCCUUCAAGGUCUUCUGUGAAAAAAUCGAUUACGCCAGACGCUCCAUUUGCUUCUCAGAGCUGGCCAAGGUUUCCAAUGGACUUACCUCCUGCUGCCUGCUACUUCGAAAAACUUAAAGAAUCUGGAAUUAUAGUAAAUCGAUUUGCAUCCCGUCGUUUGUAUGUAGGUCCUAAUAUUACGUUGAUAAAUCAUUAAUAAAGAAACGGGUACCUUCUUCGUCUGCAUAGAAUGUGACCUGCUACCGCACUACCACCGACACAUUAGUGAUCCUUGAUUCCUUAAGCAGCAUCGCUUA